AUGGAAUGCUGCGGUUUGGACACCGAGUCGCUAAUGCUGGUCAUCCAGUUGCAGCGCCAAGACCUCGACGAGUGCGAGCACUCGAAGAAAGGCAAGCACCGCGAAGACGAGAUCAUCGACUCCGAGGUCGCUCUCAAACUUUGCCGUCAAGAACUUGAGGAGGUGGCGAUGCUUAUUUCCGACCAAGCACUUUGCAUCAGCAUCGCCAAAGCUGUCGACUCGGAUGCUCUCCUCAUCGCUGAGGCAAAGGCAGCCGAGGAACAGGCUGCCAGCGACCGCGCUUUUGCCUUGAGGUUAUCCGGAAAUCCCCAAGCGACACCUGCGACCGAUACUACCAAGACUAACGAGAGGAAACGCACCGCUGAUCACUUGGACGAUGCUUCUAUUGAAAGAUUCAAGUUGAUGAACCGUUUCGAGCCGGACCAUGCCGAAUCUUCCUCGUCAGCCGCUUACCGCGAACCCCCCGAGACCAGAGAAUGCAUCGCCUGCACCGACAGUUUCCCAACUUCUGCUCUCGCUCGCUCUCCAUGCUCCCACGAGUACUGCAGGGGGUGCCUCGUCGGCCUUGUUCAGUCUUCUCUCCGAGACGAGUCCCUCUUCCCUCCACGAUGCUGCACCCAACCCAUUCCUAUUGAGCCCGGCCCGUGGUUCUCCCCAGCCCUCGUGGGUGAGUUUCGCGCAAAGCAGCUUGAGCACGACACACCAGACCGGACAUAUUGCAGCCAGCCAACAUGUUCUACGUUUGUGCCACCGGCAUUCAUCGCGAAGGACGUGGCGCGGUGUCCCAAAUGCAGUCAAAGAACCUGUGUCCAUUGCAAAGGACCAUUUCAUCAUGGCGUCUGUCCAAACGACACCGUAUCUCAGCAGGUUCUGGAGCUUGCGACUCAGAAUGGCUGGCAGCAGUGCAAAGUCUGCAAGAGAGUUGUUGAGUUGGAGCAGGGGUGUAAUCACAUCACUUGCAAGUGUAAGGCCGAGUUCUGUUACGUCUGCGGUGAGCGCUGGAAGACUUGCGCUUGUCCACACUGGAACGAGGAGCAUCUUUACAACAGAGCGAAUGCGAUUGUGGCUCGAGCCAACACCGCCGCCCAGAUCCUCGAGAAUGUUCGACAACGUCUUGUUGAGCAAGAGAGGCUCAACUUGCUCGACAAUCACGAAUGCAUCCAUGAGAGAUGGAGAGGACGACGCGGUCCUGCCGAAUGUGAAGAGUGCCUCGACAUUAUGCCGGUGUUCAUCUACGAAUGUCGCCAAUGCCACAUCAUGGCCUGUCGGCGAUGCAGGUACAACCGCCUUUGA
Molecule: messenger RNA, 1293 nt
Organism: Fusarium vanettenii 77-13-4
Lineage: Eukaryota; Fungi; Ascomycota; Sordariomycetes; Hypocreales; Nectriaceae
Exons: 2
Coding region: 1-1293 (430 amino acids)
Biological process (GO): ubiquitin-dependent protein catabolic process; positive regulation of proteasomal ubiquitin-dependent protein catabolic process; protein polyubiquitination
Cellular component (GO): cytoplasm; ubiquitin ligase complex
Molecular function (GO): ubiquitin protein ligase activity; ubiquitin conjugating enzyme binding; zinc ion binding
Source: RefSeq, a predicted model, not a curated record